Molecule: messenger RNA, 408 nt
Organism: Racocetra persica
Lineage: Eukaryota; Fungi; Glomeromycota; Glomeromycetes; Diversisporales; Gigasporaceae
Source: the annotation of a GenBank genome assembly
AUGUUGAGUAUUGAAUCUAAAAAAACUUUGCUAGAAGUUGAGAAAUUGUUAGAUGAAUAUAAUUCUCAAACUGAAAGUUCCCAAGCCAAAAAAGAAUCAGUAUGUGAUGUUAAAAUUAAAAUAAAUGGAAAAGAAAUGAAGUGUGGAAAAAUAUUUAAAUAUCUCUCCAGAUGGUCAACGUCCAACAUGAAUUCACAUCUUGCAGACGAACAUGAUAUAGCAAUGAAGGUUCAUUAUUCAACAAAUAUAGAUAUUGAUGAAUAUGAUUAUAAUAAUGAAGGUCGUCAAGAAAUAUCUAAUUAUGAUUCGGAGUCUGAGUCGUCAGAUAAUGAAAAUGAAAAUGAUAUAUCCUUUGAUACUCAAAAAAAUCAGUCAGAAAAUCAGCUAGAAAAUGACCCUGAAUUAACU